AUGAUCGUCCUCCUGGGUCUGGCUGCCAUCACUGCCGCCCGACCUGAUUUCAGUCUAGACUUCUCCAGGGAGGACAGUCACCAGGUGCAGGAAAUCAGCAGGGACAACGUCAUCACUGGCUCCUACAGCUGGACUUCUCCUGAAGGAGUGAAGUUUUUCGUGAAGUACAUUGCUGAUAAGGACGGCUACCGUAUUUUGGAGUCGAACGCUGUCCCCGCUACCGUCGGAGGCGUCAGGGCCGACGGUACACAGGGAUCCUUCGUGUCCUCUGAGGAAGACAGAAAGUAAACAAUAAAUCUUACAGACGUACCAGAGGAUCAUUCUUACCAAGGAUCUGAGAUGUUGUUGAAGUGAUCAGAGACUAACAUGACUUGUGGGACUUGUGUGUGAGUGUUGGUGAGACAGUCACUCUCAGACUGUCAAGGAACCUGCCCAUCUCAAACACCAGGAUGUGCGUACCUCAUACCCCUUACCCUUAUGCAAGU
Cherax quadricarinatus is the source of this 485-nucleotide messenger RNA. RefSeq lists its product as uncharacterized. NCBI's taxonomy places the organism in Eukaryota, Metazoa, Arthropoda, Malacostraca, Decapoda, Parastacidae. The record is from RefSeq and is a predicted model, not a curated record.